UGCGACUCUUCAUCAAUAAAUUUCUCUUUACAUGUAUUUCUACAAAUAUUCCAAAAAUAUAGCUUUGUAGAGCAAACAACUGAUGAACACCUGAUGUUUCUGUUCAAGUGGAAGAACUUUUCCAUACUUUUUAAAUUUCAUCUUUAGAUUUAAUCAACGUCAUUCCAAAUGUGCAACCAUCGCCGUUCUCCAAUCUGGCAGAAAUCGAAGGGCUGAAUCACGUUCUCGUCAAACCGAAGUUGAACGUGAAGCCAGUCGUGUCACCAAUCGACAACAAAUGGCCGAAUCGUGUUGUCGUCAUACCGAAGUUGCAUAUAGUCAUGUGGCAGUGUGA
This is a messenger RNA of Didymodactylos carnosus, 334 nucleotides long. NCBI's taxonomy places the organism in Eukaryota, Metazoa, Rotifera, Eurotatoria, Philodinida, Philodinidae. The record is from the annotation of a GenBank genome assembly.